GCGAAGGACCGCCACUGACAAGUGCUUGUUGGUAAGAACCCGCUUGGCGUCAAUACUGAGGAUCUUGGAGGUGGCUGUGGUUGAAGCAGGCUUCGGGGAGAAUUUGUAGGGGAGAAGGAGCCAUGGACGAUCAGGGCUGCCCCCGGUGUAAGACCACCAAGUACCGGAACCCCUCCUUGAAGCUGAUGGUGAAUGUGUGCGGACACACUUUGUGUGAAAGUUGUGUGGAUUUAUUAUUUGUGAGAGGAGCUGGAAAUUGUCCUGAGUGUGGCACUCCACUUAGAAAGAGCAACUUCAGGGUACAGCUCUUUGAAGAUCCUGCUGUUGACAAGGAGGUUGAGAUUAGAAAAAAAGUGCUAAAGAUAUACAAUAAAAGAGAAGAAGACUUUUCUAGUCUAAGAGAAUAUAAUGACUUCCUGGAAGAAGUGGAAGAAAUUGUUUUCAACUUGACCAACAAUGUUGAUUUGGACAACACCAAAAAGAAAAUGGAGAUAUACCAGAAGGAAAACAAAGAUGUUAUUCAGAAAAAUAAGUUAAAGCUGACUCGAGAACAGGAAGAAUUGGAAGAAGCCUUAGAGGUAGAACGACAGGAAAAUGAACAAAGAAGACUGUUUAUACAAAAAGAAGAACAACUGCAGCAGAUUCUAAAAAGGAAGAAUAAGCAGGCAUUUUUAGAUGAACUGGAGAGUUCUGAUCUACCCGUUGCUCUCCUUUUGGCUCAGCAUAAAGAUCGAUCUACUCAAUUGGAAAUGCAACUUGAGAAACCCAAACCUAUAAAACCAGUGACGUUUUCCACAGGCAUCAAAAUGGGUCAACAUAUUUCAUUGGCACCUAUUCAGAAGCUUGAAGAAGCUCUAUAUGAAUACCAACCACUGCAAAUAGAGUCAUGUGGACCAAAAGUUCCUGAGCUUGAGAUGUUAGGAAGACUUGGGUAUUUAAACCAUGUCAGAGCUGCCUCUCCACAGGAUCUUGCUGGAGGCUAUACUUCUUCUCUUGCUUGUCACAGAGCUCUACAGGAUGCAUUCAGUGGGCUUUUCUGGCAGCCCAGUUAACCUUUCUUUCCCAGUUUACAAGAUUUGGACCUAGAACCAGGAGUUAGCAAAAGUAAAGCAGGCUUGUAAAAUUACAGUCAUAUGCCACUGCACAGCAACAGUACUACCACUAGCAGCUGUAUUUGUAAAGAAAAAGUUCAGAACUAAGCUGAGUAAUAUAGUGGAUGCAUACUUGUGAAAAAGAUUGAUAUUUUUACUUAUAUUUUUCUGAGGGAUUGAAGCAGUAAGCCUUAUCUGGUGGAAGAUGUAAUUAAUUCACCUGUGGAUGUUUGAGGUUGACAGACUCGUAAAAUCUUUUUUAAAAUAAAGCUAGACUUUAUAUUAA
Molecule: messenger RNA, 1377 nt
Organism: Trichechus manatus latirostris (Florida manatee)
Lineage: Eukaryota; Metazoa; Chordata; Mammalia; Sirenia; Trichechidae
Gene: MNAT1
Product: MNAT1 component of CDK activating kinase
Exons: 8
Coding region: 123-1052 (309 amino acids)
Biological process (GO): positive regulation of cyclin-dependent protein serine/threonine kinase activity; regulation of transcription by RNA polymerase II; nucleotide-excision repair
Cellular component (GO): transcription factor TFIIH holo complex
Molecular function (GO): cyclin-dependent protein serine/threonine kinase activator activity
Source: RefSeq, a predicted model, not a curated record